This is a messenger RNA of Photinus pyralis (common eastern firefly), 4278 nucleotides long. It is a transcript of the gene Pten, whose product is annotated as phosphatidylinositol 3,4,5-trisphosphate 3-phosphatase and dual-specificity protein phosphatase PTEN. Gene Ontology annotation, molecular function: phosphatidylinositol-3,4,5-trisphosphate 3-phosphatase activity; protein tyrosine phosphatase activity; protein tyrosine/serine/threonine phosphatase activity. The transcript is spliced from 5 exons. Gene Ontology annotation, biological process: protein dephosphorylation; cell motility; phosphatidylinositol 3-kinase/protein kinase B signal transduction. NCBI's taxonomy places the organism in Eukaryota, Metazoa, Arthropoda, Insecta, Coleoptera, Lampyridae. Gene Ontology annotation, cellular component: cytosol; cell projection; plasma membrane. The record is from RefSeq and is a predicted model, not a curated record. Bases 514 to 2064 code for a protein of 516 amino acids.
UUUUGUUGGCCGAUUUUGGCGCCAUCUGCCGCUGCGAAGUGGAACUACGAGCACGUUUCGCGUAGUGCUUGUGGUUUGUGUGGUGGUGGUGGUGGUGUCGAAUUGUGCUGCUCACACAACGUAGGACAAAGAGGACUGAACAAUUUUUCGUUUUAUUUUAGAAUUUCGGAAAUAUUUAACGAAACGGCAUUAGUUGAAGAUGCGUGUGAUAAGAGGUCGAUCGAAUUUAGUGUUUAGUGAAGAAAUUCUGUCGUUUAGUUGACGUUCCAAUUAGAAUUACCAAAACGUUCUGUGACUACGUGCUCCGAUUUCCUUAAAAAUUGUGCGUGUGUGAUGUAAAUUAGGGCUAAAAUUAUUUUAGAUGAUUAGAAUUACUCGGUGCCAAUUAUUUAGCGACUUUUUUUUAGUGCAAAGAUUGACCCCUAUAAGCGAGUGAAUGAUGUAUUAUCGAGGGAUUUUAUAGCAAAUCGGAGACUUUUAAUUUAAAUUUUAAUUGUUUUUACAAUCAGUUUUAUGGGUCUGUGUUGUAGUUGUCGCAAGUCAAAGGCUAGAUUGAGAGAUACAAGCUCGAAAAUAUGCAGCCACAUACAAUCGGCAGUGUCUCCGCUACACAUUACAAAUGAGGAUAUUAUUACAAGUCACGUCAAUGGAUACCCGCCAACUUUGAGCAUACCAAUUCCGGCGACAGCUACUUCCAAAACGGAACCGACGACUAGAAUGUCAAAUUCGUUCUCUAAUAUGAAUAUCACCAACCCCAUCAAAGGGUUGGUGAGUAAAAGAAGGAACCGGUAUAAGAAGGACGGCUUCAAUUUGGACCUAACUUACAUAACAGAUAGCAUAAUCGCGAUGGGUUACCCGGCGUCGAGCAUAGAGGGUGUCUACCGAAACCACAUCGACGACGUAGUAAAAUUUAUGGAAUCGAAGCACAAGGACCACUACUACAUUUACAAUUUAUGUUCGGAGCGUUCGUACGACAUUUCCAAGUUUCACAAUCGCGUGUGUACCUUCUCGUUCGACGAUCACAAUCCACCCAAAAUUGAGAUAAUAAGGCCGUUCUGUAAUAGCGUCCAGGACUGGCUGUCGAAGGAUCCUAGGAACGUCGCAGUCGUCCAUUGCAAGGCGGGCAAGGGAAGAACGGGUACGAUGAUUUGCUGCUAUCUGCUGCAUAGCGGGAAGUUCGGGACGGCCGAGGAGGCUAUUAGUUUUUACGGACAGACAAGGACUCAGGAUCAUAAGGGUGUGACGAUACCGAGCCAGUUGCGGUACGUGAAUUACUACGCCAAUUUGAUACAGAGAAAUGUCGAAUAUGUGCCAGUUGCGUUGUAUAUACGUGAGAUAGUGCUCGAACCCGUACCCUCGUUCACCGGCGGGCAGGCGAGCAUCUGCUUUUCGAUAUCCCAACAGACGUUAAGUCAAAAUAGUGACCGACAACUUUGUUUGAAACUGUUUAAAAGUGUAGUGUACGAGGUGAAGAAGAGCUCGCCGAACUUGGUAAUCAACCUGGACUGCUGUAUGCCAAUAACCGGCGACAUUAAACUAGAGUUUUAUAAUAAGCCGAAGUUAGGUAGAAAAGAAAAAAUUUUCCAAUUUUGGUUUAACACCUUUUUCGUCGAUGAGGAACUAUCCGAAAGUAACUCUAAUGGUUUCGUGCACGAAAACGGUAAUUCCAACGUGGAAUCGCACGAAAAGACUUUAGUGUUGAGUUUUAAAAAGACCGAACUUGACAUAGUUAAUAAAAAGGAUAAACAGAAUAAAGUUUUUAGUUCAGAAUUUAAGGUGACGUUAUUUUUACAUCGAGUACCUACAAAAAGUUCCGGACCUCCUAGCUGGCUAGUGACUCCGCCAAGGGAAUCUGCAAGCUUACCGCAGGACACGCCCAGUGAAAGUUCCGAAGCGGACACCUCGGAAGACGACUACAACGACGACGACGACUGGGACAGUGUCGUGGAGCGGGAAACCGCGGAUCCGAGGGGUGUGGGCUACCGGCUUCUGUCCGAAUGUGACUUAGCUUCACAAAUAGCGCCUUCAUCCAAUGACCAACACCCUGAGUUACUUGCGGCGUGAUUGGUUGCAUUGGUCUUUUCGUGUCUCCGAUUUUCGUAUUAUAUAUAAUAGUUAUUUAAAUGAAUAAUUUGUAAAUAUAUUUAACUACUUAUAUAUUUAGGUAUUUAAUCUCUCUAAAUUUGAUCUCUAUAUUUAUUACUUUUUACGAAAGAUAAAUUAGAUUAUUUAAAUAGUAUGCUUUGGUUGGUGUACCUACUUAAAGAGUUUUUAUAAAUUAAGAAUAUAAUAUUAGCACUUUACUACAAUAUUUUGCAGUACAAAAUUGAAAGAUUUUUAUAUAAUAUAGAUAUAUAAUAGAGUUUAUCAAAUCGGAUAGAGCAGUUUAUAUACAACACCCUGUAUACUCUGCGCUAUUGUUCUAAAAAUUGUAUCGAAGAACCCAUACUGUAGAUUGUAUUUUUAGUUACGAAGAAGCUAUUAAAAUUUUAAAAUAUAACUCGCUUUCAUUCUUCUGUUUAAUAUCGCAAAUCUUUGCCGCUUCCUAAGGAUUUCAAGGUAUUUACACCCACUCUGUAUUUUUCCCACUAUUAUCUAUCGCUCUCCCGUACGUAACAUUUACUUUUGAAUUUGCGUUAACCGUUCAGCUUACUCGCACCCGACAAACAUCACACUUUAUGCUCUAGGAUCAUGAAUAAACCAGACAUUCGCACAAAAGGUCCUAAUAUUUCGGGAAGUAAAUGUUACGUUACUUAAUAAUUGAAAACUGGGGGUUCUUAUGGCACACAUAUAUUUACAGGUGAAUCCACAUACCUGUGAGUGAGGCCUUUCGUCACACGCUUACAAAAGAUUGAAUGCUUCAUCAUGGUGCGCAUUUGUACAUAAGCAUGGUUGAUUUUUCUCAUUUUAUCAUUCAUGGUUUUAUGUAGCUUUCAACUGAAUGUUGUUUUUUCCUAAAUGUUUAUAGUUUUUUUUUAAAUGUAUAAAUUGAAAACGUAGUAGGUGCAUCUAUGUAUUUUACUCGCUUAAGCGUAUAAUGAUAAUUUCACUCGCGGAAGUGUUUUUCAAGUACAAAUCAGUUGUAAAUUAUUUGAUCUCAACGAUUUAUUGUAUCUUGCCAAUUGUAAUUUGGUUACCUAACUUAGUUUCGCAAAUUUUUGCCAGUAAGUAAUAAUAUUUUUGUUUUAUUUAAAUGAAAAAAAAGAAAGCUAAAGUUUUGGAUCGCUUUUUGUGUCGUCGUCACAUAGUUUUGGAAUGUCGAUAUUUAUUAUUCUGGAGAAGAUCGAUUUACAUUCUCGAGAAAUCACAAAUUGCUUUGUUAAGUUACGAUUUUUGGAUCAAAAUUUUUGAGUUCUCGAAGCGAUGCAAACGUUAUUCUCAUUUUUGAAAGGCUGUUUUCGUAUUUAAUGUUUCUACUAUACCUAAUCUAAAUAGAUCUUUAUUAUCAUCGGUAGUAUUUGUUUCUGUAAAUAACAAAACAAUAUAAAAAUUUAUUUACAUCGUUUAUGUAUUUAAAUGUGACUGAAUGUUUUGCGUUUUCGUUACGUAUGUGUGACACAAAUUUUUUUAUAAGUUAGUAUAACAUGUACCUUCGCAUAGGAUAAAUUAUGACGUAAUGUAUGAAAUUUAAAUUUGGCAGAGUUUUAUUUGACAAUAGGAUUUUAUAGUACAAUGAAGGGGGAGAUUCCUUACACUACGUCAUACCGUUAUAUUGUUACUGAUUUUAUCAAAUAUGUACUUACAAUGCCAAAUUUAAGUAAUUUAGAUUUACUGUACCCAGUGAAUCACUGGUGAUUGUUCAGGUAGGCGUGGUUGUGUUAAGAGUAUUUAGCGCCAGUAACAAAGAUUUUUGACGAAAAUUUCAAACUGGCUACAUUUCGGUAUUCGUGAUCAGUUUAAAUUUGUUUCUUCAAUAAUAAUCAUCAAUGUUUCACGCCAAUUAUAAUUGAAAUUAUAUUUUUGUUGAUGUGAAUCAACCGUGAUUAAACAAGUUUUAUAGAUGAAUAUUUUAGUUUAAGUAAAAAACAAUCAAUGUGAUAGGAUUAUCUAAUAAUAAUGUUCAUGUGAACGAAUAUUAUUUUUAUAUACUGAUCUUAAAUGUAGAAAAAUGUAAUAAUAUAUAGUUUUAAUUUUUUAUAUAGUAGUAAGCUUGUGAUAUGUGUGUUUUAGUUAGUGUGGAUCGUGUGCAAAAUUGCCAAUUGUUGUUCUUUGUGGUAACACACUUUCUCCACUUAGACCUGAGCACAAUACUUAUUAGAAAUAAACUUAUAAAAAUUU